Drosophila grimshawi is the source of this 384-nucleotide messenger RNA. RefSeq names its product small integral membrane protein 12-A. Lineage: Eukaryota; Metazoa; Arthropoda; Insecta; Diptera; Drosophilidae. The coding region runs from base 16 to 282 and encodes 88 amino acids. The record is from RefSeq and is a predicted model, not a curated record. The transcript is spliced from 2 exons.
AAAUAAAUUUUUAAAAUGUGGCCGGUAGUUAUGGCCCUUUUGCGGCGCAAUGCUGUUUAUAUAACACUGCCGAUUGCAGCCGUUGUGGGCUUUAUUGGCUAUAAUCUGGAGGAUCUCUUGUCGGACAAAUACACGCCAUACAGUCCUUCGAUCCAGGAGAUCCGUGUUAAGCGUUUAGCUGACGAGAGCUCAGUGGAGAAUGCUGCUAAAGUGGAGAAACUGCGGUUAAAUAGUUCGGUUUUAGAGCGCAAUUUGUCACCGUCUCUGCAGCCAAAAACAUAAUCGGCGCCCUUUGGCACCUUGUUAUUUCAGUUGUAAUUAAAUGUGGGAUAGAAAUUAGACUAAAAAUAAAAGAAAAAAUAAAAAAAUUGCAUCGAACUUCAA